CCAGAGAGACCUCGCCCCUCGAACCCAGCACCCAGCACCCAUCACAUUCACCUUUCACCAUGGCGCAAAAAACCACCCUCAAGGAGUUCGAGGCCGUCUUCCCCAAGCUCGAGGCCGUCCUCGUCGAGCAUGCCCAGAAGUACAAGCUCCCCGCGGAGGAGCUCGCGUGGUACAAAAAGAGUCUUGAGAUCAACACGCUGGGCGGCAAGUGCAACCGCGGCAUGUCCGUCCCCGACUCGGUCUCCCUCCUCCUCGAGAAGCCCUUGACCGAGGAGCAGUACUUUGAGGCCGCCACCCUCGGCUGGAUGACCGAGCUCCUCCAGGCCUUCUUCCUCGUCUCCGACGACAUUAUGGACUCGUCCAUCACGCGCCGCGGCAAGCCCUGCUGGUACCGCCACGAGGGCGUCGGCAUGGUCGCCAUCAACGACGCCUUCAUGCUCGAGGCCGCCAUCUACACCCUCCUCAAAAAGUUCUUCCGCUCGCACCCGUCCUACGUCGACCUCAUCGAGCUCUUCCACGACGUCACCUUUGAGACGGAGAUGGGCCAGCUCUGCGACCUGCUCACGGCCCCCGAGGACAAGGUCAACCUCGACAACUUCUCCAUGGACAAGUACAGCUUCAUCGUCAUCUACAAGACGGCCUACUACUCGUUCUACCUGCCCGUCGCCCUCGCCCUGCACUGCCUCAACAUUGCCACGCCCAACAACCUCAAGCAGGCCGAGGCCAUCCUCAUCCCCCUCGGCGAGUACUUCCAGGUCCAGGACGACUACCUCGACAACUUUGGCCUGCCCGAGCACAUUGGCAAGAUCGGCACCGACAUUAUGGACAACAAGUGCGGCUGGCUCGUCAACCAGGCCCUGCAGAUCGCCGGCCCCGAGCAGCGCCAGAUCCUCGAGGACAACUACGGCCAGAAGGACAAGGCCAAGGAGGCCGUCGUCAAGAAGCUCUACGACGACCUCAAGCUCAAGGACCGCUACGAGGCCUUUGAGGAGAAGCGCGCCGCCGAGAUCCGCGACAUGAUCAACAACAUUGACGAGAGUGAGGGCCUCAAGAAGACCGUCUUUGACGCCUUCCUCGCCAAGAUUUACAAGCGCACCAAAUAG
Verticillium dahliae VdLs.17 is the source of this 1103-nucleotide messenger RNA. RefSeq names its product farnesyl pyrophosphate synthetase. The transcript has 2 exons. NCBI's taxonomy places the organism in Eukaryota, Fungi, Ascomycota, Sordariomycetes, Glomerellales, Plectosphaerellaceae. Gene Ontology annotation, cellular component: cytoplasm. Gene Ontology annotation, molecular function: (2E,6E)-farnesyl diphosphate synthase activity; dimethylallyltranstransferase activity. Bases 60 to 1103 code for a protein of 347 amino acids. The record is from RefSeq and is a predicted model, not a curated record. Gene Ontology annotation, biological process: trans, trans-farnesyl diphosphate biosynthetic process.